Molecule: messenger RNA, 3284 nt
Organism: Suncus etruscus (white-toothed pygmy shrew)
Lineage: Eukaryota; Metazoa; Chordata; Mammalia; Eulipotyphla; Soricidae
Gene: TAF5
Product: TATA-box binding protein associated factor 5
Exons: 10
Coding region: 1-2277 (758 amino acids)
Biological process (GO): transcription initiation at RNA polymerase II promoter
Cellular component (GO): transcription factor TFIID complex
Molecular function (GO): protein binding; RNA polymerase II general transcription initiation factor activity
Source: RefSeq, a predicted model, not a curated record
AUGGCGGCGCUGGCGGAGGAGCAGACGGAGGUGGCGGUCAAGUUAGAGUCGGAGGGACCGCCGGCGCUGCUCCCUCCGCAGGCGGGGGACGGAGCGGGCGAGGGCGGCGGCGGCACCCCCAGCAACGGCCCCAACGGCCCCAACGGCGGCGGCGGGACCGUGGCGGCCGCCUCGGCGCCCGGCGGGGAUGGCGGGACUCCCAAAGCCUCGGCGGCGGCGGCUCCUCCGGCUCCGGCUCCGGCUCCGGCUCCCGCGGGGGCGGCCCCGGGCUCCGAGGCGGGCGCGACCCACGACCGCCAGACGCUGCUGGCCGUGCUGCAGUUCCUGCGGCAGAGCAACCUGCGCGAAGCCGAGGAGGCGCUGCGCCGCGAGGCCCGGCUGCUGGAGGAGGCGGCGGCGGGCGCCGGAGCCCCGGGAGAGCCGGACGGCGGCGGCGGCGCCGAGGCGCUCCUCAGCCGGGUCGCAGCCUCCGCGGGGCCCGGCUCCGCGGCGCCCGACCCGCCCGGCGCCGCCGCUUCGGGAGCCGGGGCCGGAGCUGCAGCCGCUGCCGGGGCCGCCGCCUCGGGCUCAGCCCCGGGUCCCGCCGCUGCCGGCAGAGUUGGAAGUGUAACUGUGGAAGACCAGCCUGAUGUUAGUGCUGUGCUGUCUGCCUACAACCAACAAGGAGACCCCACCAUGUAUGAGGAAUAUUACAGUGGACUGAAACACUUCAUUGAAUGUUCAUUGGACUGUCAUCGGGCAGAAUUAUCCCAACUCUUUUAUCCUCUAUUUGUACAUAUGUAUUUGGAACUAGUCUACAAUCAACAUGAGAAUGAGGCAAAGUCAUUCUUUGAGAAGUUCCAUGGAGAUCAGGAAUGUUAUUAUCAGGAUGACCUACGAGUAUUAUCUAGCCUUACCAAAAAGGAACACAUGAAAGGGAAUGAGACCAUGUUGGAUUUUCGAACAAGUAAAUUUGUUCUCCGUAUUUCCCGUGACUCGUACCAACUCUUGAAGAGGCAUCUUCAGGAGAAACAGAACAAUCAGAUAUGGAACAUAGUUCAGGAGCACCUCUACAUUGACAUCUUUGAUGGGAUGCCUCGGAGUAAGCAGCAGAUAGAUGCCAUGGUGGGAAGUUUGGCAGGAGAGGCUAAACGAGAGGCAAACAAAUCAAAGGUAUUUUUUGGUUUAUUGAAAGAACCAGAAAUUGAAGUACCUUUAGAUGAUGAAGAUGAGGAAGGAGAAAAUGAAGAGGGAAAACCUAAGAAGAAGAAGCCUAAAAAAGAUAGCAUUGGAUCCAAAAGCAAAAAGCAAGAUCCCAAUGCUCCACCUCAGAACAGGAUCCCUCUUCCUGAGUUAAAAGAUUCAGAUAAGUUGGAUAAGAUAAUGAAUAUGAAAGAAACCACCAAACGAGUCCGUCUUGGGCCAGACUGUUUACCCUCCAUUUGUUUUUAUACAUUCCUCAAUGCUUAUCAGGGACUUACUGCAGUAGAUGUCACUGAUGACUCGAGUUUGAUUGCUGGAGGUUUUGCAGAUUCAACUGUUCGUGUGUGGUCUGUGACACCCAAAAAGCUUCGUAGUGUCAAGCAAGCCGCAGAUCUUAGCCUCAUAGACAAAGAAUCAGAUGAUGUCUUAGAAAGAAUCAUGGACGAGAAAACAGCAAGUGAGUUGAAGAUUUUGUAUGGUCACAGUGGACCUGUCUAUGGAGCCAGCUUCAGUCCAGAUAGGCUUUGGGCUACAGACCACUAUCAACCUUUAAGGAUAUUUGCUGGCCAUCUUGCCGAUGUGAAUUGUACCAGAUUCCAUCCAAAUUCUAAUUAUGUUGCCACGGGCUCUGCGGAUAGAACAGUGCGGCUUUGGGACGUCCUGAAUGGGAACUGUGUAAGGAUAUUCACUGGACAUAAGGGACCAAUUCAUUCUUUGACAUUUUCUCCCAACGGGAGAUUCCUGGCUACAGGAGCAACAGAUGGCAGAGUACUACUUUGGGAUAUUGGACAUGGCUUAAUGGUUGGAGAAUUAAAAGGCCACACUGAUACAGUCUGUUCACUUAGGUUUAGUAGAGACGGCGAAAUUUUGGCAUCAGGUUCAAUGGAUAACACAGUGCGAUUAUGGGAUGCCGUCAAAGCAUUUGAAGAUUUAGAGACUGAUGACUUUACUACAGCCACUGGGCAUAUAAAUUUACCUGAGAAUUCGCAGGAAUUAUUGUUGGGAACAUAUAUGACCAAAUCGACACCAGUUGUACACCUCCAUUUUACUCGAAGAAACUUGGUUCUAGCUGCAGGAGCUUAUAGUCCACAGUAAACCAUCGGUAUUAAAGACCUUUUGAAGCUACUGUUUGAAAAAGGGAGACUAAAAGCAAAUACCUCAGUGAUUAAUAUUUAAGCUACAAAGAAUGUUUUGUCUAUAUGGAUCUGGAAGUAUGCUGCUUGGAAAAUCUGAUCAGGACAAUUCCACGUUUCUAUAGCAACCACGUUUAACUAAUUUUCAUUAGUUGAAUAAGAGGUAUUAUGUUCGUGGAGGGGACAUUAAUGGUGCUUUGGAUUGUGUGGAAACUAUGCAUUUUCUGUUCAGAUGCUAUCUUAAUUUAUUAUGUUUAGAAAAAAUUUCAACUGAUUUCAGUAAUUCAUCCUGCUUCAAGAUUCAAAUUGAGUAAUAUUAAUACUGUGUUGAGUUUUAGCUGAAGAAUUCUAUGAGCAUAUAUGUUUCUACUGUAAAAAGGUAGUUACCGUAUGACACUCAAGUACUCAGAUGAUCCACUAACAUUUUUUCCUUGACCCAUAGUUAGUGGGCUGUACCUGGGUAGGGUGAACUUCAAUUUGAACUAGAUGAGGGGGCUGGAAAAAAGAGUACAGUGGGUAGGUACUUGCCUUACACACAGCUGCCCUGGAUUCAAUUCCUAGCAUCCCAUAUGGUCACUGGAGUGCAGAGCCAGGAGUAAGCUUUGAGCUUACUCCCCCAUCACAACUACCACCACCACCACCACCACCAGAACUCAAUGAGGUACUACUAUCAAGACCACCUGUUGGAGCCUGUACUCAUCUUUCCACCUGCCCCCACCCUCCCCUAUAAACCAAGUGAAGAAACUUAGCUCUUAUGUUCUACUUCAGCUAAAAUGCCUAUGUACAACCUAGUACACUUGAAGUCAGACAGACAUUUCAGUUGCUUACCUCCAAUACUGAGCCUUGCUUUGGGAAACUAAAGGAUUUAGACCAAGUCACUGCCAGUUUUUUGCCUUUGUUGCAUUUUGUACAGUUUUUAUAUUUUUGAUAUCUUGUAAAUAAAGACAACCAGCUUUUCCAGAUUCAUAA